AGGCUUCACAAGUUCACAUUUCACACAUCACAUCAGUUUGUUUAUAGUUUGUGCCGGACAGAAAUGUCGAUAAUUACAUUGGUAUUGCUUUUAAUUCAUUUAAAUGAUUACUGUGUCUAGUUUUUUGUUAAUUACAGUAUUGAAUACUAGAUUUUGAACUCAAAAAAAUAAACUAGUAUUCUGUAUUCAUAACAUAAAAGAGAAGGAUUAAUAAUUAGUUCUUGGAUCUUUGCUUUACGAGGAGUGUUGUUAAGAUAUUUUAAUUUCAAGACUACCUCUUCAAUUAAUUAUGGAUCCGUCUGCAUUUCCAACUGUAGCAACUGUAAUUGGAUUCACCCCUGAUUCGGACAGUGGCCCCUUGGUGGCUACACUUGCCUGCCCGAUAACUAGUGAAGAAGUAGAAACGCCUGUCACUGUUCAAGAUCCUCCUGCUGCCAAAUUGGAAGAAACAAUUCAAAUUGAAACCGAUGAUCCCGUCACUAAAGCUCUUGUAGAUAAUAUUGCCGGCAGGUUGCCCACAAAAAAACCAGUUGAAAAAUCGAGAUGUGAUAUUUGUAACAUUGAAGUUAUUGGAAAAAAUCUUGACUUGCAUCUAGCUGGUGUAAAACAUUUUAAAAAGAUGAAAUUACUUGAAUCAUUAGCCAAAAUUCAAGAGCAAACAGAUAGCGAACCAGCUCCUACCAAUCCUCUGCUCUGCUUCAAGUGUGAAGUAUGUAAUGUGUCUGCCAACUCCAUACAACAGUUACAAUUACAUACCCAAGGCAUAAAGCACAAAAAUAAUUUUGAAAAUCUUUCUAAAAAAAAUGGUAAUCGACUGAAGCAAGAACCCUUGGGCUGUCUCCCAGCACUUCCUGGUAGUGCUGUGGCCGAACAUUCAAGUCCAAUGAGUUAUGUCAACUCAGCGCACCAACCUCAACAGCGGCAAUCAUCAAAAGAGCAUUUGGAAAUAAAUUCUGCCAAUAUAACAAGUAGUGAAAGAAACCAGUCACAAUCUUAUCCGAAAGCAAGCUAUGGCCUGAAAAAUAAUCCAGCUUCAAGAAAAUUUGUUGGGAAGAUGAACAAAAAUGUCUCUAGUAAUCAAUAUAACAGAUUUAAACCCUUCUCUAGAGAGAAAUUGUUUCAACAAAAAAUCACAGAAACUGAUUCAACUUUUGGUGAUGCAGAUGCCAAUUUCUCCUGUUCAGUCUGCAAAGUAAAGGUCAACUCUGCUGUCCAACUGAAGCAGCAUGAAGCAUCAAAAAAUCACGCCGAAAAGGUUGCUAGUUAUGAGCAUGCAUCUCCAAGUGUUCCGGUAAAGCGAAUAAACAAUUCAAAUGAUACUCAAAGCAAGGAUGGGUUCGAAAGUUUAAAAUGCGACAUCUGUAACAUCUUUACUAAUUCCAUGAUUCAACUUCAAGGUCAUUUAGCAUCACCAAAGCACGCUGAAGUGGUUGCUAGAAUUGCGCGACCUAAUUAUCCGGAUGCGCAAAUUGAAAAUUCAAAAGAGGCAAAGGGUGGGAUGAAAAGAUUUAAAUGUGACGUCUGUAACAUUUAUACGAAUUCCAUGCUUCAACUUCAACAGCAUCAAUCAUCAUCAAAAGAGCAUUUGCAAAGAAUUUCUUCUAAUAAGCCAUCAAAUAUUGAGAAUAAAAAAUCCCAAUUUCACACAAGAAGAAGCAUUAAUCAGCCAUAUAAUCCAAAAGCACCAAGAAAAUAUGUUGGAAAUAUGAAUAAAGUAUCUCCUUACAAUCGUAACUUCAACUCACCGCACCAACUUAAACAGCAUCAAUCAUCAAGGGAGCAUUUGGAAGUAAGGUCUACUAAUAUGCUAACAAGAAGUGAGAGUGACCGGUUUGAAUGUUACCCAAGACCAAGCUAUAACCAGCAAAAUAUUCCAGAAGCUUCAAGAAACUAUGAUGAAAAGAUGAACAAUAAUGUAUCUUACAGUAAUCAAGAUAACAGAUUUGUACCCUCAGAAGAAAAAUUGUUUCACCGUAGAACAACAUCAACCGAUAUAACCGGUUCAAGUGCUGGUGUGGCUGUGGCCAAUAUCUCCUGUUCAGUCUCCAAAGUAAUGUUCAACUCUGCUUUCCAACUCCACCAGAAUGAAGCAGCACCAAAGCACGUUGAACAGGUUUCUAGUUAUGCGCGUCCUAAUUAUCCUGUUGAACGAGUAAACAAACCAAAUGGCACUCACAACAAGGGUGGGGUAACACCAUUCAAAUGUGACACCUGUAACAUCUAUACAAAUUCCAUGAUUCAACUUCAACAGCAUUAUAUAUCUUUGAAGCAUCUGAACCAAGUGGAGGGCAAGCCAGCCUUUAAUAAUCGACCUACGUCAGGUAUUCCUCCGCAAACUCGCUUGACUCAAUCGGCAAACAGAGCAUUUACGAGUGAUUAUGCCGCUGCGUCUGUUCACAAGCCAUUGGCCCCAGUGUCUCGUCAUCAACCAAUUUUGAGUCGAAUGAUGGGUAAUCUUCAAUCAAAGUCGUUGUAACAUGCAAAUGCAGUCAAACGAACUUUUCCAAAAUAAAAAUAGUCAAGUAGGAUUCCAUUUUUUGUAUAAAUGGUCUCAAUUCAGUUGUAAAUUAAACUGGAUUUCAUCAAUUUUCUAUCUUCAAGAACUAUUAAAGCUUUGAAUACAUCGUUCAACAACUCUGAAUUAAUAUAAUCACAGCCAUCUCUAGCAUGCUGUGACCUAAGCAUUGGCAACGGUCUUCACCGUUGCAAACUAAGUCCAGUUACAGCCUCUUCGGUCACUCUCUUUUGGUAGAGAGCUACUGGGAAAGAUAUUCUAAGUAUUCUUUCCAAAGAACGGUACAAAACAUGUAAAUUCAAAUAUAAAUAUACAUAUAUCAGUAAACUUCAUUUUUACAAGAAUUUACUUAACAUUUAGAAUUAUCAUGAUAUUAACUAAUCAAUUGUUGGCUCAGCUCUCAAAAAUCUCUGAAGUGUUAUAAUGUACAGUCAACCUGAACUUACUUACAAAAAAUAGAACGGAAUGAAUUACAACUAUACAAUAAAUUAAUAAUGAAUUACAUUAUGUUACAUCUAAAGUGUAAUAUUAGUCAACCAAAUUUUCUAAAUUUCUUUUCAACAGGCGCAUAUUAACAAACUCAGCACAAUUAUCGGGUGAAUCAUUAAAGUUUUUGGUACAAUGUAUAUUAAGGUGCUUCUGGCUAAAUUAUUCGAAGUAAAUGGUACACCAUACAUCUCAUUCCUUGAAUCAUAUCAUGAAGGACUGCAUUAUUCGUGUUCUGGUUUGUCGGAAACAUCUUGUCAAGCAGCCUUUUUAUUAAAAUUGUCUCAAGGUAGCUUACUUGAUUCAAUAAACGUUUUUCUAUUCUAUUCCUAUUCUAAUCUCAUUGCUUUUUACUCGGAUUGACCUAAUAUGCAGUGAUACCGUUUUCAGAGGCCGUGGCAUAUUUCUAGAGAUGGCUGUGAUAUAAUGUAUACAUGCAUAAUAAUGUUGUGUUUUCACCAUAGAUCGGUUGCUAAUAUCACGUUCUCUGUCUAUGUAAACAAUUUUUUUUUAUUGUUUAGUUUUCUAAAUAGCUAAUGUUGAGUAUUAGUGAUAUCUGUAAUAGAAUUUGCUAGAAUUCAUUAUUCUAGGUUCCAAUCUCAAAGUGAAAUGGAACCUUUCUAUUGUCUGGAAGAUUGUAAUUCAAUACAUGGGUUUUGUAUUUAUA
Messenger RNA from Nilaparvata lugens (brown planthopper), 3668 nucleotides. Its product is annotated as zinc finger protein 385B. The record is from RefSeq and is a predicted model, not a curated record. The transcript has 18 exons. Bases 290 to 2476 code for a protein of 728 amino acids. Gene Ontology annotation, cellular component: nucleus. NCBI's taxonomy places the organism in Eukaryota, Metazoa, Arthropoda, Insecta, Hemiptera, Delphacidae. Gene Ontology annotation, molecular function: zinc ion binding; nucleic acid binding.